Molecule: messenger RNA, 1321 nt
Organism: Microtus oregoni (creeping vole)
Lineage: Eukaryota; Metazoa; Chordata; Mammalia; Rodentia; Cricetidae
Gene: Srp9
Product: signal recognition particle 9
Exons: 3
Coding region: 121-381 (86 amino acids)
Biological process (GO): negative regulation of translational elongation; SRP-dependent cotranslational protein targeting to membrane
Cellular component (GO): signal recognition particle, endoplasmic reticulum targeting
Molecular function (GO): 7S RNA binding
Source: RefSeq, a predicted model, not a curated record
GGCCUCCAUCUUUGUACGCCGGAGCUCAGCGCCGUGGGCGGUUGCGGAGGGAGGUGGGAAGCCGGGGAUCCUGCCCUGCUAUUUUCUCAGUGUCCUCGUCUCUCGCUGCCCGAAGCCGCGAUGCCUCAGUUCCAGACCUGGGAGGAGUUCAGCCGCGCGGCCGAGAAGCUCUACCUCGCCGACCCCAUGAAGGUACGCGUGGUUCUCAAAUACAGGCACGUUGAUGGGAAUUUGUGUAUCAAAGUAACAGAUGAUUUAGUUUGUUUGGUGUAUAGAACAGACCAAGCUCAAGAUGUAAAGAAGAUUGAGAAAUUCCACAGUCAACUAAUGCGACUUAUGGUGGCCAAGGAAUCCCGCAAUGUCGCCAUGGAAACAGAAUGAAUGGUUUGAAAAGAAGACUGUUUGUAUGUUCUUGGGAAGUAAAUAGCUUUUGAAACUGAGAAAGUGUUGGGAAGAAAAUAUUUAUGUAACUGAGCUGUUGAGAACUGAGAGACCAGCUUGUGUUCUAAGGUUUGCUUUAGAGUGGGAUGUCCGGGCUCUCAGUUAGAAGCCUUUAUUUUUGGAAACUGAAUAAGAAAUACCUUAGCAGCUUUUGCAGAUCAUUUGAUGUUGGGAAAAUAUAUAAUUAUUUUUCUGGUAAAUUCAUAUCAGUAAUUUGUUGAUGAAUUAACAAGAAAAGUUCUUUCUAGAUUGUGUUUAAGAGGAAAUAAAAUGUAACCUUUUGCUGUGUUGGCAUGUUUCUUUUGGAGCAUAACAUUUAUGCUGUUUAUAAUAAAGUUGGCAGCUGGGGUUGCUGCUCUGCAGUGAGCAUGAUCUGGUUUAUGAAUUUUGAGCCUGCCUUUCCUCUCUUGCCGGGUUCACACUGUGUUUGAAUAGAAGGGAUUUAUGGCAGCAGCUUGCUGAGCGGUGAGUGCCUGCCAGACUGGCUUUCAGUUAUCUGAGGGCACAAGCGUAACGAUGGUCUCUGUGAUGGGCUGCAACCUCCUCUGCAGAAUGUCCAUGAUGUGAUUCCGCACAUCGUCUCAGAGGGGUUAAGGGUUAUUCGGAUGAACUAAAGUAUGGAGCAUAGCAUGCCUCUCAGAACUGUUGGGUUUCUAAUAAGCCAGGAGUCUACUGUUUUAUGUUUAUCUUGUACUUGUAACUGAUUUCACCACCUAAGUAUAACGUCCCAUGUUACCUGCUCGAGCAAAGGUACUGCACUAAUGUAUUUUUUGUAAAAGUUUGUCAUGCUGAGUAACAUUUUAACUUGAAAUUUUUAUUAGUUAUGAGAAUUUUAGUCUGUUCUAGAGGUCAGUAAAUAAAAUAUACUGUUUUUGUUGAA